This is a messenger RNA of Sitophilus oryzae (rice weevil), 716 nucleotides long. Its product is annotated as endocuticle structural glycoprotein SgAbd-2-like. Gene Ontology annotation, cellular component: chitin-based extracellular matrix. The transcript has 4 exons. Gene Ontology annotation, molecular function: structural constituent of chitin-based larval cuticle. The coding region runs from base 111 to 605 and encodes 164 amino acids. The record is from RefSeq and is a predicted model, not a curated record. Lineage: Eukaryota; Metazoa; Arthropoda; Insecta; Coleoptera; Curculionidae.
CUUCAAUAAAAUAUGCGCAUGAAUGUACGCUGCGUUGUGGGUAGGUACGGAUGAAUGAAAAUUGCUUACAAAAUCGUAAAAAGGAAGAUGUCAGGUGAUAGUUGGUAUAAAUGGCUUCUGAAUUGUACGAUGUCACAUCAGUGUUUCAACUACAAGCGACAAUAAUGCACUCGUUGAUUAUUUAUUUGUUAACAAUAACAUGUGCAGUAUGGGCUGGACCUCAACGUGGUUUUGGUCCACCGCAAGGAAGUGGUCAAGAAAUUAGAAUUCUAAGUCAAACCAAUGAAGUAGGAAUAGAUGGAUCUUAUCAAUGGAGUUUCGAAGCAGAAAAUGGUAUUGCCGCUCAGGAAUCUGGCCAAUUGAAAAACGCCAAUUCUCAAGAUCCAAUCGAAGAAGCUCAGGGAUCCUUUAAAUAUACGGCACCGGAUGGUACUCCAAUUCAAAUCCAAUAUAUAGCCAAUGAGGGUGGAUUUCAACCACAAGGUAAUCACUUGCCUGUUCCUCCACCUAUACCUCCAGAAAUUUUGAAAUCUCUGGAAUGGAAUGCGGCUCAUCCUGAAGAAGAUGGCGGCGAAACCAGACCAGGUGCAGGAUUUAGAGGGUGAUUUAGAUGGGACUAGCAGGCUUAUUUUAUACUAUAUAUUAUUGUAUUUAUGUAUUGUUAUUAUGAAACCUACAGAGGUUGUGAUAUUUAUGAGUUUCUAUAAGGUAGAAAU